Messenger RNA from Leopardus geoffroyi (Geoffroy's cat), 1609 nucleotides. It is a transcript of the gene FNDC8, whose product is annotated as fibronectin type III domain containing 8. Gene Ontology annotation, molecular function: protein binding. Bases 360 to 1301 code for a protein of 313 amino acids. The transcript has 4 exons. The record is from RefSeq and is a predicted model, not a curated record. NCBI's taxonomy places the organism in Eukaryota, Metazoa, Chordata, Mammalia, Carnivora, Felidae. Gene Ontology annotation, cellular component: nucleus.
AGCCUUUCUCUUACCACCUGCUCCUCCUUCCCAGAACAGCUCCAAAGGGAACAGGUGGUAAGCAUUUUGAGAUCUUCAGAGAAGGACAGGGUUGCUGUAACCACAGAGCAUUAGAACUGGAAGGGGCCCAAGGGAUGAUGUAGCCUGUCCCUUGUACCCCACUCCUCACACUGGCCCUGGGAGGCAGCAGCCUCCGAUCAAGGGGGAGGCUGGCCCCUAAUUGUUACACUCUGCCGUGAUUAUGAAGUCAGCUCAUUGCACCCCCAGCCCACGCAAACUAAGGGUGGGUCCACUGCCCCCAGUUUCUCUCUGCUUCCUGUCAGCUGUGUGGUGACGGCUGCGGUCCCAAAACAGACAAGAUGGCAUCAAAGGCACUGUGUAAAGUGGGAGAUGGGGGGGAGGCCAUGCUGAAGAAGGAAAACCUCAAUGUUCUGAAUGCACUCUAUCAAAUGUCUAAGCCUUUUCCAAACCCCAAGUCUAUGAACAGGACCGUCACUACCAAAGGACUCCCACUUUCCACAAGAGGCAGUUUGGUUAACUUCUUGGAGGAAGAUACCAUCAAUCUACCGAAGCCGAUGCCAGUGGAGGAUUCUGAAUGCAGCUCUGACGACACCAGCAUCUCCCCACUCUCAUCCACCUUGUUGAAUCCCAUCAAACUGGCUGUGACCCAGCCCAACAGCAGCUUCUUUGCAGGGAUGCUAGAGGGGGAGCUGAACAAACUCAGCCUCUCCUCGAUGGGCAACGACACACACAAGAGGGACCUGGCUCUCUGCCCCCGUCCAUCGAAGUCCCAAAUAGUCCCUGGGGGCCUGCUGGACCUUGACAACCCUGAGCUGGACACAGACACUUCCUCAACACCCUCAGAGUCCUCUGUGGUCAUGGAUGUGCCGGAGGCACCCUUCAUCUGCGAACACACAGUCAGCGACUCCACGGCUGUGAUUUCCUGGACGUAUUCCCUGGGCAAGCAGCAGGUCAGUUUCUACCAGGUCCUGUUGCAGGAGGUGGUCAAGACAAAAGACAAUGAGCCGCCCAAGACAAAGAAUCACCCGUGGAUCUUCAACAAGAUCUUGGGCACCACUGUCAAGCUGAUGGAGCUGAAGCCUAACACGAGUUACUGCCUCACCGUCCGUGCGGCCAACACAGCCGGGUUUGCAACCGUGGCCACUGACUUGAACAGCUUCCCCGAGAACAACCCCAUCCAGAUCACUGUGCAGCGCAAGGAACCCCAGCGGAAAACCGUCUCCAUCGGGUUGGAGGAGAUGCGGAAGCUGGAAGAUCUGGAAUACCUAUUUCCCUACUAAGGAGGGCCCCGGGAAGCCCCUCACCUAUCUUCAGCUUCAGCCUCAGCCCAGGGCUCUCAGGAACUAGAAUCGUGAGAUGUACCACCAGCACCAUGCCAGGGAACUGCUGACCACCCUGCCCGGAGCCUGGUAGUGAUGCUCCCAAAUCUCCACUCCUGGGCCCGGGCCUAGGCUAGAUAGGAGCUCCAUUCACCUGGAGACGCCACAGGCCAGGUCAGGUCAGCUACUGCCUACAGCUGCUCGGCAUCCUCCUCCCCAGAUCUGGGCUGGGUCCAGUCCCUUAUUAAAGCACUGCAGGUCACCAAGCA